This is a messenger RNA of Cicer arietinum (chickpea), 1371 nucleotides long. RefSeq lists its product as uncharacterized. Gene Ontology annotation, biological process: proteolysis. NCBI's taxonomy places the organism in Eukaryota, Viridiplantae, Streptophyta, Magnoliopsida, Fabales, Fabaceae. The record is from RefSeq and is a predicted model, not a curated record. Gene Ontology annotation, molecular function: nucleic acid binding; aspartic-type endopeptidase activity; zinc ion binding.
AUGCUACAAGGAGAAGCUGAGAACUGGUGGAAGGGUGCAAAGGCAUACAUGAUAAGUGCGGGUACACCGAUGAACUGGGAGAAUUUUUGUACUGUAUUUCUAGAUAAAUAUAUUCCCAUGAGUAUAAGAAAACAAAAGGAAUUUGAAUUUACACAUCUUCAACAAGGAGACAUGUCAGUUGCUGAUUAUGUGGCAAAGUUCGAGGAACUAGCAAGGUUUUGUGCCCAAGCAGAGUACGCCCCAAAUGAUCGAUGGAAGAUAAAUCAGUUCGAGUGGGGUUUGAAUCCAGAGAUUAAAAGUAAUUUGGCCCAACUAGAGAUAACUUCUUAUGCCACUUUGGUUCAUAAAAGUUACAUUGUAGAAGAAAGUCUACGAAGUUUAAAGGAGAACAGACAACUCAAGUGGCAACAAAGGAGGGAUGUGGCAAAGAGUAAUCAACAAUUGAAGGUUAAGACGUCCCCUAAUAAAGGAAAACAGCCCCAAAACUCAGUUGUACCUCAAGCGAGGGGGCCAAGGGAAUGUCCUAAGUGUGGAAGAUCACAUCCAGGAGAAUGCUUGUACGGUAAGAACGUAUGCUUUUGGUGUAAGAUACCGGGACACAUGAGUCAAGAUUGUCCACAAAGGAAAAUGAAAAGGCUAGCCAACUCAAAUGGCCCACCCACUGGAAGAGUCUACACUCUUAAUGCUAAGAAGGCUAAGGGAAACAACGACUUGAUUGCUGGUGAGUGUUUUCUAAAUAAUGAACCUUUAAAAGUAUUGUUUGACACAGGUGCUUCUCAUUCCUUUAUACCCACGAAGUGUGUGUUGCGCUUAGGUCUCAAAUUAACUGAAAUUACACCUCCCAUGGUUGUCUCUACGGCGGCUGAGAGUGGUGUCGAAACCUCUUAUGUUUGUAAGAGUUGUCAUCUCAUUGUAUCUGAUAGAGUCUAUCCAAUUGAUUUGUUUUGUCUACCUUUGAAAGGAAUGGAUGCCAUCUUAGGAAUGGAUUGGCUUUCAGCUAAUCGUGUACUUGUAGAUUGUGAAGAAAAGAUUUUGUAUUUUCGUCCUGCUAUAUUAAGUAGAAAUGAAACUGAUUCCAUUCUACUUCCUAGUGUGUCUAACCUCUUACAAUGCCUAUGUAGUGGGGGUCAAAGUUUUCUACUAACAUCAUCUUCAGAUUCGGAACCUAAACUUGAUGUCGCUACAAUUCCAGUUGUGAAUGAAUUUUUAGACGUCUUCCCAGAAGAUGUAAAAUGCCUACCUCCAGAGAGGGAGAUAGAGUUCUCCAUAGACCUAGUUCCUCGUGCUAAUCCAAUUUCCAUUACUCCUUAUAGGAUGUCGCCUCUAGAGUUAAAAAAUACUAAAAGCUCAAUUAGAGGAUCUCUUAACUAA